Molecule: messenger RNA, 679 nt
Organism: Talaromyces proteolyticus
Lineage: Eukaryota; Fungi; Ascomycota; Eurotiomycetes; Eurotiales; Trichocomaceae
Exons: 2
Coding region: 142-462 (106 amino acids)
Molecular function (GO): metal ion binding
Source: RefSeq, a predicted model, not a curated record
UGUGCCCAAAAAGUUGUAUAGAAUAUUCUACGAUUUUACAAAUGAUAUAAAUGGCAGACGGUACGGUUUUAGAAGGUACCAUGUCAGGAUCCUCUCAAAUUCUUCUUCCUCCGCUGGCGACUCCGAGAUAGGCUUUUCGGAAUGGCCCAAAAUCAAUACAAGUUCGGUGUCCAGAUGCGAUGCAGUGGCUGUUCCAGGACUAUUGAAGAUGCUAUCAGCGGUGUCGAUGACCUCAAAACUUUAGAUGUCAGUCUCGAGCACAAGAGUGUUCUAGUCACCGUGAGACCCUCGCUAUCAUAUGAGGAGGUCCUUACCAUUAUUAAAGAGACAGGUAAGAAUGUCCGUAGCGGUGAAGCGAACGGUCAAGCACGGGGAUUUGAAUCAAUUAUUUGGGGGAGAGAGGCCCAAUUGUCCUUUCUUAUGACUUUUUUGCUUUUUUACAUGAGCGUACGCUGUUUUUGAAAAGUAAUUUGAAGAAGAAGUAGAAGAAUAUCAUAUCUGACCAUUCGAUAUCCUACACAAACAUAGCCUGUAGUUCAUUUCAAGUUAGACAGCCCGACCGGGUUUAAAAAUUGGUUCAGUGUUGAUCAUUAGGGUUUUGAAGAUGGGUUAUGAAUAUUUGGCUAUUUCACUUGCCUCCAGCAUUUGCUCCACAGUAUCCCGGUUGCGUUCGACCCUC